Molecule: messenger RNA, 1623 nt
Organism: Nicotiana attenuata
Lineage: Eukaryota; Viridiplantae; Streptophyta; Magnoliopsida; Solanales; Solanaceae
Product: UBX domain-containing protein 1-B-like
Exons: 11
Coding region: 394-1338 (314 amino acids)
Molecular function (GO): protein binding
Source: RefSeq, a predicted model, not a curated record
CAGUGUAUAUAAAUGCUAACAAAACAUAUCAUCCCUUUAAUGUCUCUUCUUCACAGAAGCAGCAAUGGAAAAUCACCUUUGUUGCAAUUGUGUGUAUGUGGUUGUACUUGUUCGAAAAGCAUAAUCGCCAUUCCCCGUUGACAUUGCCCAGCUGAGAAUCCAUCUUCCCGGGAAACUUGUUACCUUUACCUUAAGGCUUGAGGCAAAGAAUCGAAUCGGCAUCCCCCGUUAACUUGCAAAUGGCGUUCUUCUUCUCCACUUUGUUCCCGAAUGAAUUUACUCCGCAUUUAAUCUGCACAUCAAAUCCACACAAACAGUUGAAUUUCUCUUUGCCACAAAAAGGAAGCGCUUCAAUAUUUCUGAUUUCGAGAGAAUUUAUAUCAACGAUCAGAAAUGGCUGCUUCUGACAUUAACAGAAGCUUGGUAAGUGAACUUGUAGCAAUGGGAUUUUCAGAGGCUCGAGCCACCAAGGCUCUUCAUUCUUCCGGUAAUUCAAGCCUUGAGGCUGCAGUAAAUUGGAUUAUUGAUCAUGAGAAUGAUGCAGACAUUGAUGAGAUGCCCAUGGUUCAUGUGGACAUUACUGAAACUCCUAGUGCUGGUUUUGAUUCGGAACAAGUAAAGUUGAAAGCACAAGAGCUAAGGGAGCGAGCACGCAAGAGGAGAGAAGAGGAAGAGAAAAAGCUGGAAAGGGAAAGGGAGAAGGAAAGGAUACGUGCAGGCAAAGAACUGCUUUCGACAAAGCGAAUGGCGGAGGAAAAUGAGAGGAAACGCUUUGAAGCACAGAGGAAGGCUGAAAAAGAAGAAGAGAGAAGGGCAAGGGAGAGAAUUCGUCAAAAACUGCAGCAGGACAUGGUAGAAAGGAGGGCUAGGCUUGGUUCAUCUAUGAAUAGCUCUACGUCUUCAAAAUCCAUCGAGACCUCAAAGCAGGAAUUUAAGGAUCCAUUGAAAGUUGACUUUUCCGCAUCAUCUGGUUACACCGCUACAAAGAAAGAGGUUUUGAUGGAAUGCUUAAGAUCUCUCAGGCGUCAGCACGAGGAGGAGGACGAGAAAGUGCAACGGGCCUUCAAAGCUCUGUUAGUUUAUGUGAGAAACGUUGUUAGCAAUCCUGAUGAAGGAAUGUUCAGGAAGAUCCGGCUCAGUAAUCCAGCUUUCCAGGCUAGAGUUGGAAUUUUCAAAGAAGGUGUGCAGUUUCUAGAGCUAUGUGGGUUUGAAAGAGGUGAAGGAAGUGAUUUUUUGGUGUUGCCCAGAAACAAGGUCGAUAUGGCGCUACUGAGAUCAGCUGGCAUGGUUUUGCAUUCUGCCAUUACAAAUCCCUUUUUUGGGCUACUCUCAAAGUAAGGUGGGUUCUCAGGGAUUAGGGACUUGAUGUUUGAAAAUCAACAGAGCACUAGCUUCUAGCUGGAUUCCAAUACUUCUACCGGACUUGCAUUUGUAUUGUAGCCUGAAUUGGAUAUUCUAUUUGUUUGAACUUUAAUUUCUCUUGUAAACGUGCUUGUGUAUAUUAUACUUAAUCUUCCCUCCCAUUCCUCACCUCAUAUAUAAAAGUGACAUAACCUACCCGUAUGAGCUCUUCUGUAAAGGGAUUCAGUAAGUAUAUAUUAAGAUUUUUUUUAUUUGGUGAAA